Paramecium octaurelia is the source of this 693-nucleotide messenger RNA. The record is from the annotation of a GenBank genome assembly. NCBI's taxonomy places the organism in Eukaryota, Ciliophora, Oligohymenophorea, Peniculida, Parameciidae.
AGAAUAUUAGACUAAUGUCAACUCGUAUUGUAAUAUUUUUAUGUACAUAGUGUUUGAUCAGUUGAUAUAAUACAAUGAGAGAUGGAUAAAUGAGGCUACAGUUAUUGAUAAGUGCCCUGAAAAAGAUAAGAGGUUGUGUACUAAAUUAGGAAUCUGUUUUUCCAACUCUAAUAAACAUCCAAAAUUACAAGUUAAAUAGUGUGGUUUAGUAGUAAAAGAUAAUUCGUUCGGUUCUAAGAAAUUUAUCGCUUGUGAUCCUGUAAUACCACAAGAAGGAAUUCAUGAGUUUACAUUUUAGAUAAAUAAAAAUGGAGCAGUGUACGUUGGCAUGUGUAUUCUAGAUAAAAUCAACUUUGAGUCAGGAUAUGUGAAUAUUUGGGAUAACCACAACCACGGGUAAAAUAGAAAUUCUAAUAGAAUUAGAACAUAUCUAUUAUGUAAUGACGGUUUUGCUUUUUCCAAUGAUUCGCCUUAAGAAAACAAGGUAGAAACCCAUUUUAAGUUUCAAAAGAGUGACAAAAUUACAGUCUUUGUGAAUCAAACAACAAAAACAAUAAAAUGGCAUAAAUUUGGAACUAAUGAAAUUAUUGUAUAGCAUUUCAUAAAUAUGAAUAGUAAAUGAGGUUUAAAAAUAAUAAGAACUUGUAUCCUUGUUUGAUGAUUGAGGGUUAAAAAAUCACUAUUAUGGAUUGA